CGGCGGCGGCGGGCAGCGGCGGGCACCGGCGGGCACCAUGAUCGCUUUGUUUAACAAGCUGCUGGACUGGUUCAAGGCGUUGUUCUGGAAGGAGGAGAUGGAGCUGACGCUGGUGGGGCUGCAGUACUCGGGCAAGACCACCUUCGUCAACGUCAUCGCGUCAGGACAGUUCAAUGAGGACAUGAUUCCAACAGUGGGCUUCAACAUGCGCAAAAUCACCAAGGGGAAUGUGACCAUCAAGCUCUGGGACAUCGGGGGACAGCCUCGCUUCCGCAGCAUGUGGGAACGAUACUGCCGUGGAGUCAGCGCCAUUGUGUACAUGGUGGAUGCUGCUGACCAGGAAAAAAUCGAGGCCUCAAAGAACGAACUCCACAACCUACUGGACAAGCCUCAGCUGCAAGGCAUCCCGGUCUUAGUCCUGGGAAAUAAGCGAGACCUGCCAGGAGCGUUGGAUGAGAAAGAGUUGAUUGAGAAAAUGAAUCUGUCUGCCAUCCAGGACCGAGAGAUCUGCUGCUAUUCAAUUUCCUGCAAAGAAAAGGACAACAUUGACAUCACCCUACAGUGGCUUAUCCAGCACUCAAAGUCGCGGAGAAGCUGAGACCGCGGGCCCACCCUUGGCCAAGGAACAACCAUCCUCCAAACUCGAAGCUGAGCUCCUCACCUGCCCGUCCCUUCCCCUAUCCAACCCUCCCCGCAACCUGCCUCCUUUGCCUCCCCCAGGCAGGGGUCGGGUUAUCUGGGGAGCCCAGAGUCCUGUUCUGCUGAGGUUUGAACUCCUGUUUUUAUUGUAAAGAAACUCCCCAACUUCUCCCUCUUUCUUUCUCUGUCUUUCUCUCUCUCUCUUCCCCCAUUCCCUUCCUUGAUCCCCUCUCUCUCUGUCUCUGUCUCUCUUCACCCUUCCACCGCCGCCAGCCCCAGCUCCACCACUCCCCUGCUCCUGCUCUGACCCACCCAGCACUGUUCAGUUAUUGUCAUGUGUGUACAGUAUAUAUAUGUAUAUAUAUUUUAAUUUUUUAAUUUAAGCAACGACUAAAACCAUCGGGGCCUGCCGGGGUCAGGAACAAAGAGGGAGGAGGUGCAGGUGGAGGACAGGUUGAGGGAGGUGGUGGGCAUCGGAUGGAAAAGGCGGAGGCUGGUUUUUUAUGACUCUCUUCUUGGAUGAAUUUGUAAAUCCUGUGGCCUCCAGCCCCAGCUGUCAGAGGGGCCGGUGUAGGACAAGAGUAGGGGUGGCAUCUCUGGAUCCCCCCCAUGGGGUGACAGGGCCGUUGUGGCAGGCUAGGCAGGGCCUUGGAGCUUGCUCCUUUCCCCAGGCUUUGUCGUCGAAUGCUGUAAGUGUGGGGACGGGGAGUGGGAAGGAGCCGAUGGGCACAGGCCGAGUGCCAAAGUCCACUGAUCCAAAGGGGAAAGAUCCCACCCAGGAAUCCAGAAAGGCUCCCCACCCUUUCACGCAGCAUGAAUCGAGCCUGCCUUCUUCUUCUUGGUCCAUGAUCGUCUUGCUCCCAGCCCACUACCCGUGCUUUUUCCCUCCCUCCCCCUGCACCAGCCCCUCACUUUCUGUUCUCAUUUAGCAGAGUUGCACAAGGAGAAGCUCAACAGGGGCGGGUUUAGUUCGUUUUGGUUUUGUUUUUAUUUAAUGAAUUGUAAAGUGGCGUUCUCUUCCUUUUUUACAACACUUAUCCACUCAUAUUUGACCUCUGUUGGAAAAUGAUUCUUGUACCUGUAUAAUUUUUUGCCUCCUAAUAACAAUGAUAAUAAUAAUAAUAUCGAUGAGAAUAAAUGAACAAUUUUGUGUUGU
This is a messenger RNA of Tachyglossus aculeatus (Australian echidna), 1795 nucleotides long. RefSeq names its product ADP ribosylation factor like GTPase 8A (gene ARL8A). Lineage: Eukaryota; Metazoa; Chordata; Mammalia; Monotremata; Tachyglossidae. Gene Ontology annotation, molecular function: GTPase activity; GTP binding. Gene Ontology annotation, cellular component: lysosomal membrane. Bases 38 to 598 code for a protein of 186 amino acids. Gene Ontology annotation, biological process: protein transport; anterograde axonal transport. The transcript has 7 exons. The record is from RefSeq and is a predicted model, not a curated record.